AUCAAUAAUAUUGGCAACAUCACAGAGAUCUGCUUCCUGUUGCAUUGCUCUAUUUCCGUUCGUUGCUUCUAGGUCAUAUUGCAUAGCCGCAAUGUCGGCCACAAGGACUAGCCCAUCAUGGCUGUUGACACUCUUCACUGUCUUCACCGUGUUGUCUGCACAAGCACGCGCACUCCAUGUAUACAUGGAAGGCCAGCAACGGAAGUGCUUCUUUGAAGAAUUGCCCAAAGAUACAUUGGUUGUUGGAACAUACAAGGCCGAAAUCUUGAACAGAGAGUCCAAUAUCUGGGUCCAAGACUCCUCACUCCAAGUACUCAUCACAGUCGAAGAAACCUUUGAUAAUGAUCACCGAGUCGUCUCUCAGCGCACGCCGAGCAACGGACGCUUCACAUUCACUGCUGCGGAUGCUGGACAACACCGAAUCUGCUUCACUCCGGACUCGCAGAGUCAAGGUUGGCUUUCCAGUGCGCCCACUGUGAAAUUGGCUUUGGACGUCGCUAUUGGUGCUACCAGCAAGAUUGAAACCGAGGACUCCGGGAAGAUUUCGGAUAUUACACAAAGAGUGAAGGAUCUCAAUAGUCGGUUGGAGGAUAUUCGUCGUGAACAAGUAUUCCAACGGGAACGAGAAGCUGAGUUCCGUGAUCAAUCCGAAGCUACCAACUCCCGUGUCGUUCGUUGGACUUUGAUACAAUUAGCCGUCCUUUCUAUUACAUGCGCGUGGCAAUUGUCGCAUCUCCGAUCCUUCUUCAUCAAACAGAAAUUGACUUGAGCAAGUGAUUAUGAAUGUAUAAGCGAAGAAAUUUGUUUGUCGGCAUGCUGGUGUAUGGUGCGGGAUUUUUGUUGAACUCAAGACAUAUGUGUUCAAUUUGCGAGAUUUUACGCCUACUUAUGUUUUCUAUACAAUGCUCAUCCUCUAUGUGUAGAGGAGCUAAGUAAUGGGCUUUGGAGGCAUGAAUUGUAAUGAUAGCAAGAAAAUUGGUUUGUUAUGCGGCAUUAUUUUAGGGUUAGUUCUAUCAGAGCGCAUUUCCUUUACUAUUUCAAGGCACUAUGCUCUUCUAUUU
Talaromyces stipitatus ATCC 10500 is the source of this 1061-nucleotide messenger RNA. RefSeq names its product endosomal cargo receptor (Erp5), putative. Gene Ontology annotation, cellular component: endoplasmic reticulum; COPII-coated ER to Golgi transport vesicle; Golgi apparatus. NCBI's taxonomy places the organism in Eukaryota, Fungi, Ascomycota, Eurotiomycetes, Eurotiales, Trichocomaceae. Gene Ontology annotation, biological process: Golgi organization; endoplasmic reticulum to Golgi vesicle-mediated transport; intracellular protein transport. The transcript is spliced from 3 exons. The record is from RefSeq and is a predicted model, not a curated record. The coding region runs from base 92 to 769 and encodes 225 amino acids.